AGCAGUUGCUUCGUUGUUUGACCUUUGUUUAAGGUUGUUGUCUUCUUUCCAACUUUGCCGAACUCUAAUAAUGAUGGUAAUAAAAACAAUAAAAACAGUGUGGGUGAAAGUGAAAGUAUCCUCAGUCCUCUCUGAUGUCACGUUGCAGCCAGAAGCCGCAUUGAGCUCUCAGCGCCAGAAGCGGACACAGCGCGGCAAUUUGCACACAAAACAGCACAAAAAAUGGGGAAAAUCUACCAGGUGGUGGUUAUUGGACUAAGGGCAGAGAAGGUUGUGAUCGACCUGUGCGACACCGAGGAGCAGUUUAAGACCAUCACAGUGCUGCAGCUGAAGGAGAAAAUCUUGUCGAAGCUUGCCUGUAACAUAAGGCCAGAUGAUUUCCGACUGAUCUUCACAUAUAAAAAUCUGGAGGGAGACGCCACCCUGCUGUGUGAUUAUGGAAUCGAACACAAGUCCACAAUACAGAUGGUUCUUUGGCUAGGAGGAGGAGGGUUUCCAGAGAAGGAAGAUGGAGGGAUGGGUGACAAGGACAAAAACCGAAGUAUGGAAAAACUCUCAGGAUUUUAAACCAUUUUAGUAACACAACUGCACCUCAGCGACCCAAGUUCCAAAACAGUUCAACUUUCACUUUUAGUGUAACAAAAACACAGAAUGUGGACAUUUUGAAGAACGGCUGGAUUGUAAGAAGUUUUAUUAAAACGUUGUAUUAAUUACAAUAAUCCCAUCUGAUCUUAAAAUGGUUUAGAUGUAGCACUACAAUGGGGCUUCCCUCAGACUGUGAAGCUCUAUCUCCACCUCCUCCACUAUUCACUGCAGCUUGAGCACACCAGCUCACCUACGACUCUGCAUCAAAGACCUGUUGUAAUUCUGGGAGUCAUACAUGAUGGAAAACCAAACCCUGGAAGCUGACAGGAUGACGGUCUUCGGUUCACUGCAGCUUGAAGACAGAAAUGCCGUUUAUUUAAUCCUGUAUAAGCUCAUAAAAUCUAAUGAAGUGUGUCAUUAUGAAUGUAAGUGAAGGGGUCUGUUUUUAUAUUCAUUUUUCUUCAUUUCUUGGAUAUUAAACCCCUUUUUCAGUC
This is a messenger RNA of Amphiprion ocellaris (clown anemonefish), 1079 nucleotides long. RefSeq lists its product as uncharacterized. The transcript is spliced from 2 exons. The record is from RefSeq and is a predicted model, not a curated record. Gene Ontology annotation, molecular function: protein binding. The coding region runs from base 223 to 567 and encodes 114 amino acids. Lineage: Eukaryota; Metazoa; Chordata; Actinopteri; Pomacentridae.